Molecule: messenger RNA, 1174 nt
Organism: Ananas comosus (pineapple)
Lineage: Eukaryota; Viridiplantae; Streptophyta; Magnoliopsida; Poales; Bromeliaceae
Product: phosphoglucomutase, chloroplastic-like
Exons: 10
Coding region: 685-1038 (117 amino acids)
Biological process (GO): carbohydrate metabolic process
Cellular component (GO): cytosol
Molecular function (GO): phosphoglucomutase activity
Source: RefSeq, a predicted model, not a curated record
UUUCUCCCAGACCUUUCCCAUUCGUAUCCAGCUCUUGUUCCUGCCGAGAUCUCCGGCGAUCGCCGCCGGAGAGAUCUCCGGCGAUCACCACGCGGAAUCGGAGGGGACGGGAGCCGCUGCGGAGCUUCAACGGCGGUUGCGAGCAGCGAACGACACAGGCGCACCCGCUCCCCGACCCCGCGUCCAUCUCCUCGCCACUCCCUGCAGCCGCACACCACGAGCACGGCGGCGGUGUCGGCGUCGGCGGGUCGGUGUCGGGCUCGGCUUCGGCUUCAAGCAUCCGCUCCUUGGGGUCCUCGGAUGAUACCCCCGAUCUCGGGAUCUAUAGGGAUGGUCUCAUGUCAACUCCUGUUUCUGCAGUAAUUCACAAAAGAAAGGCGAAUGGUGGUUUUAUCAUGAGUGCAAGCCAUAAUCCUAGUGGGCCGGACUAUGAUUGGGGAAUUAAGUUUAACUACAGCAGUGGACAACCUACACCAGAAUCAAUUACCAACGAAAUAUAUGGGAACACUAUUUCGGGCUGUUUUGGCUUGGCUUUCCAUCAUCGCAUACAAAAACAAAGACAAGAAGGUGGGCGAGAUGCUGGUCUCUGUCGCAGACAUUGCCAAGGAGCACUGAGCCACCUACGGCAGGAAUUUCUUCUCGAGAUACGAUUAUGAAGAAUGUGAAUCUGCAGGAGCAAACCAAAUGAUGGAGCACCUUAGGGACUUGAUCUCAAAAAGCAAACCUGGCGAUAAACAUGAGAAUUAUACCUUCAAAUUUGCUGACGAUGUCUCCUACACUGACCCUGUCGAUGGAAGUGUGGCAGCGAAGCAAGGCCUUCGGUUUGUUUUCACAUAUGGAUCAAGGAUUAUGUAUCGUCUUUCGGGGACUGGAUCAGCAGGCGCAACAGUACGAGUGUACAUUGAGCAAUUCGAGCCCGACGUCUCCAAGCACGACAUGGAUGCUCAAACAGCAUUGAAGCCUCUAAUAGAUAUCGCGUUGUCGGUUGCUAAGCUGAAUAACUUCACUGGAAGGGAGAAGCCUACAGUCAUCACGUGAACUAUAGUUGAAGGGAUCGGCAUGACCAAUUCUUUUAUUUAUAUGAUGGGCCUAUGCCCAUUUUUGGCAAUAAGAUAAAGCAUUCAGCUCCCUUUUCCCCCCUUUUUAUUUCAGUGUAAGCAAGAAUCUGCUUGGA